Messenger RNA from Emys orbicularis (European pond turtle), 1044 nucleotides. It is a transcript of the gene MANSC4, whose product is annotated as MANSC domain containing 4. Gene Ontology annotation, cellular component: plasma membrane. The record is from RefSeq and is a predicted model, not a curated record. Gene Ontology annotation, molecular function: serine-type endopeptidase inhibitor activity. NCBI's taxonomy places the organism in Eukaryota, Metazoa, Chordata, Testudines, Emydidae. The transcript has 3 exons. The coding region runs from base 1 to 1044 and encodes 347 amino acids. Gene Ontology annotation, biological process: extracellular matrix organization; epithelium development; epidermis development.
AUGUUUCUGUUGGUGGCAGUAGCAGAAGUGCUGUUUGUUCUGGGUUUGGUGUGGAAGUCAGAUUCUCUUUGCUCACCCACUACUUUUUACAAAAACUGCUGGAUCCGACGCUUCCCGGGUCUUUUGGUUGAUCUGGAGGAAUCUCAGAAGAGGGGAGCCCAGGUGCUGAAGAUUUACACAGAAGUCACAGCCCAGCAGUGCAGCCGGACCUGCUGCCUUCUGAAGAAUGUUUCCUGUAACCUGGCAGUUUUCUACUUUGAAACUAUCCAUGAGAACAUUAAUUGCCUGCAUAUUUACUGUCCAGCCUUGGAAAGCUGCAUAUUGAGGGCUAGAACCAAUGUCCUUUUGUACAACAUCACAACAGGGAUUGAUCCGGAUCUUCUUGUUUUUGAAAAAUUGUCUUAUAAGGAUCCAAAUACCCGUUCCUCUUUUAACAAGUGGGAAAGGCAAAACAACUCCAGGACUGCUGAUUCAGAAAAAUGCCAACACAAUAAUGUCACACUGAGGUCUCUUCUACUCCAGUCUCCAUCUUCUACCACUAGCCAGGGCUUGGUAGCAAAUGAUAGUCACAGCCACAAUGCAAGUGGCUUGGUCCCAAAAACCAAACCAACCACACGUUCAUGGGCAAGGUCUCUACCCUUGGAUGACCAUUUUGCUAAGGAGACGGAUUUGACUUCAGAAAGUACAGGUUUGACAUCUAAUUCAGACAAAAAGAUGUCUGUAUCCACUAAGAUGUUAUCUCAUGUGCCCAGUCCUGCUCGCCUAAACAUCAGUCAGCAGCACUUCAAUGAAACCAAAGGAUACAGUGGCAGGAACUACACUUCAGAUAACGAGGGUCAAAAACCUGCUUGGGUGGCAGUGGAUACAGGUGCCUGGUUUGUGCCUUUGGUGCUUUGCUCUUCUUUCAUCUUCCUUUGCUGUUGUACUGUUCUUCUGGCAGCUGGGCGCUGCAGAAAGAGGAGAGGUCACUAUAAGCCAGUGCAGAGAGGAGAGGGAGGGUCCAGGCAGUACAUAAAAUAUACUCUUGUAAAGGAUAGUUUGUAA